AUGCUUGUCAUCCAUCGUGAAAGUUGCUGUGAUGUUUGCCUUGAUCCCUAUUCCACCUCCUCAGUACCUGCUCGUUCUCCCCAUGCAAUCGCCUGUGGCCAUAUAUUCUGUCUUACAUGCCUUCGCUCCUUGCCACUAAGUGCAUGUCCACUCUGCCGCGAACCUUUCCAGCCAGAUCGUAUCAGGAAACUUUACCUCGCAAAUCCAUCCAUACAAGACAAUGCUGAACAGGAUACUAUCGACGAUCAAGACAGUGCUAAACAGCACGAUCAGCAUGCUAGUCUCCUUCUUCAUCGUGUGUCUCUAGUCUCAGGCGAAGACACACCGGACGCAGAAGUUGACAAAGUAGUCACCGAGGUGCAGGAAUGGCUGAGAUCUCAAUUGGGCAACCCAAAUUCUGUGAGUUCUUUUCAUUGUGAGGGCCCACGGCCAACGCGACGUAUACUGGUGCAUACUGUCAAUUCAACAAUUUCUCACAUACGUCAUCUUUAG
Suillus bovinus is the source of this 492-nucleotide messenger RNA. RefSeq lists its product as uncharacterized. The transcript has 2 exons. The record is from RefSeq and is a predicted model, not a curated record. Bases 1 to 492 code for a protein of 163 amino acids. Lineage: Eukaryota; Fungi; Basidiomycota; Agaricomycetes; Boletales; Suillaceae.